Messenger RNA from Eupeodes corollae, 785 nucleotides. RefSeq lists its product as uncharacterized. Lineage: Eukaryota; Metazoa; Arthropoda; Insecta; Diptera; Syrphidae. The transcript has 4 exons. The record is from RefSeq and is a predicted model, not a curated record. The coding region runs from base 48 to 710 and encodes 220 amino acids.
UAGAAAAUUCUAUCUAAAAUUUAAUUUAGCAGAAACAAAACAAAAAAAUGUCAAAAUUUCUUGGUGUUAUAUCGACGCGCUGUCAGCAUCCUUCUGACGACCGUGUAAUAGAAUUUACAGAUCUUGAGCUUUUGGCCGACUUUCUUUUCCAUGAAACGCAAAAUCUAUUUUAUGAAUUUCACCGAAAAUCGGAGUUUAUCAGCGAACAAGAAAUACGUUUAUUCCAAAAUUUAAACAUGAUCAUGGAAAUUCUAAAUUUCGAAAGAAAGACUCAUUUUCAAACACUCGAAUUGGAACAUGAGUUAGAAAAAAUUGGAUUUUGUUUAGACGCAAUGGAAAGAUCGAUAGAUUGUUUAGACAGGCUUCCGGAGAAUUUUGUUGCUUGUAAAUGCAUAUCGAAUCCAGAACGACGUGUGGCUCUUGAAAAAUUGGUAAAACUUUCCGAAGAUUGUACAAGAAUCGAAGAACAAAUGUAUCAUGUUCAGAAGGAAGAAAAUUUGUCUUUUGAUACAAAUUCAUGUGAUCAGUCAAGCAAUCUUGUCUUAUUUCUGGACUUGCAUCAACAAAUUUUGCAAAAUUUAGAACAAAAGUCUGACAAAAUCAUUGAUCAGCUUCAAAAAUUGGAUGCAUUAUUCAUAAAUGCAUACAAACGAAGUAUCGGUGCUUGUUACCACAAACCAAGACACGAUAUCGCCUCUUCUUUUUGUUAAAAAAAUUGAAAUCAAAACUCAAAUUUUAUCGAAAACUUAUUUCAAUGACGUAACAAAACACUUUAAUGCGAAAUG